Cladocopium goreaui is the source of this 2658-nucleotide messenger RNA. Lineage: Eukaryota; Dinophyceae; Suessiales; Symbiodiniaceae. The record is from the annotation of a GenBank genome assembly.
GUUGCGCCGCUGGCUCCGCCAAAACCGUCAUCGGUAGCCAUGGCAGCGGAUGGCAACGGUGAAAACCAGGAGUCGGGCAUGAAACGGGUGCAGACCAUGCCAGACAUCCAGAAAAGCACACUGUCCACUUCAGUUCCGGACAGAAGUGCUUCGAGCUUCCCCUCGGAAUCCCUACGAGGCUGCCCCGAACGGAUAGGAAGUUCAAACGGAACUUCCGUCAGCUCAGCGAGCCUGUCGGCGAAGUUUCACCGCAAAGCGCUGCCGCCGCACCAGGCCAUGCUGUUGCUGAAGGCGGGCAAUGAACGCUUCAUCCGUGGGCGACCUAUGGCUGCGUCGAUGAACCACCAGGCCCGACAUCAGCUAGAGAUGUUUCAAGCUCCACACACUGCGGUGGUGGGAUGUGCUGACUGCCCUGUCCCAUUGGAAACCAUUUUCGACGCCAUGCCUGGUGACAUCUUUGCGCUACGAAAUGCUGGCAACACCUGUACACACGCAGAGGGAAGCAUGAUGGGCAGCGUGGAGUUUUGCUGUUCCACCUUGGGCUCUCGCCUCAUUGUGGUACUGGGCCAUACAGAGUGCAGAGCCAUUGUGGGUGCAGCCAGGACCUAUUUGGAUGCCUCCAGUACUCGGCAUACCGAGGGCAUCCUGUUAGAGUUGAUGAAGUCCGUAGAGAAGGCCGACGCCGAGCUCGGCGACGGCUGCGGCUCGCCGUGUUCGUCGUGUUCGCCGUGUUCGCCGUGUUCGCCGUCGCGGCGCGCGAAGCUGGUGCAGGCCGCAGUGAAGGUGAACGUCUAUUGCACCAUCAACUACUUGCUGCAGUCCAGCAGCCCCAUCCAGAGCAAGGUGAAGAAGGGACAGUUGGAGGUGCUGGGGGCCUUGUUCGACAACAAGACCGGUCGCGUGGAGUUCAUGGGAAAAUCUCCGCACGAGGAGAUGAUUCUGUCCAGUUCGCUUCCCUCCUCCAUUGCGCCGCUGCUGCGACAGGCCGGUCCCCGUGACCAGCGUCUCCCAGCUCCACGAAAACCGAGCCCUGCUUGGGCCCUGCAGAAGUUGACGGAGGGCAACGCGCGCUUCGCGCUAGGAACCACCCUGGACUUCCGCAGUGCGAAACCCGAGGCGACCUACGCAGCCGUGGUGAGUUGCUCCGAUUGCCCGGUGUCUGCCGAAGCCAUCUUCGACGCCAUGCCGGGGUCCUUGUUUGUGCUUCCCAAUGCUGGCAACACCUACUCUCAGGCCGAAAGCAGUCUCCUUGGGAGUUUGGAGUUUUGCACCUCAAAGCUCAAUGUGCCCUUGAUCUUAAUCCUGGGACACCGAGAGUGUGACGCCAUUUGUAGCUGCACCCGCAUGACCAUGGACCGCGAACGGCAGGAUUCCUUUGGGCAGGAUAUGAUCAUGCAGGACCUCCAAGCCGUGAUUCACCGCGCGAGGGCUGAAAUGGGACCUAGUGCAGACAUCAACACCGUGGCCGACCAUGCGAUCAAGGUGAACAUUUUUCAGACCAUGGAGCAUCUGCUGAGAAACAGCCAACGCCUGCGUGAAUUGGUCCGAAACAGCGAGCUGGAGCUGCAAGGUGGCAUCUUCGACAAGGCCAGCGGCUGCGUGGAGUUCUUGGGCCACGCGCUGAGGCUCGACGAAGUGCUGCGCCUGGACGACGACGGCGCGGCGUCGCAACGCAGCGCGGCGGCGGCGGUGAGCCUCACCUCGGCCGAGGCCGCCCUAAAACUACUCCAAGAGGGCAACAGUCGCUGGAUCAGUGGCACAGCCGUGGCCAGCAGGAUCCCAAAGGCCAUGGCCGGGGCCGAAACGGCGCCCUUCUGCGCGGUCAUCGGCUGCGCGGAUCUUCGGACGCCCGUGGAGCAGAUCUUUGAUUCGAUGCCCGGGGAGAUCUUCGUGCUGCGGAAUGCGGGCAAUACCAUCACACAUGCCAAAGGCGGGAGUCCUGCUACCUUCGAAUUUCGAGCAGCAAUGUGCAUCGAACGGGGAAAACAGAACGGUGGUGCUGAGGAAGUAUCGAACCAUAUAUUGGUGGAGCGUGAGGAGAAACUGAAAGCUAUGGGUGCAAGCUACGGGUUCUAUGAGGUGAAUGCCACGGACAAGAGCUCUGUGCUCUCUGCGUUUAGCAGAGCCGCGAAAGAACUCGGAAAGGUGGAUGUAUUGGUCUACAAUUGCGGUGGUGGUGGAUUUGGCAUUCCAAUUCUGGACAUUGAUCCUGAGACCUUCAAAAGCUCAUUCGAUGCGUCAUGUGUAGGAGCUCUGCUUUGCUCACAAGCAGUGUUGCCAGGGAUGUUGGCAUCGGAAGGUUCCGGCGAUUUUAAAGUGAAAAAGAAAGGAACCUUAAUCUUUUCAUCAGCAACGUCUGCUUUCCGCGGUGGCAAUGGCACCGCCCAAUUUGCCUGUGGAAAACAUGCUCUGCGAGCUUUGUCGCAGUCCAUCGCCAAAGAGUUUGGCAAACAGGGCAUCCAUUCAGUUCAUGUGCGACUUGAUGCUGUCCUUGAUACACCGGGAUCCCAGAAGAAGAUGCCGGAGAUGUACGCCGCACACAAGAUGGGUUGUACUGACGACAUUGCCGAGACAUACUUCGCACUGGCACAGCAGUCACCUUUGGGAUGGUCCAAUGAAAUUGACAUCAGGCCCUUCCAGGAGGGCUGGUCCUGCUAA